GGAGCGGGGGGAGCCGGAGGGAUUGGGGGAGGAGGCGUCGAGGCCCUGAGCUACCCUGGAGUUUUCACCAGAGGCAAAAGUCCACAGCAGGCGGGCCGAGGGUGGGCGGAGGAAGGGGACCGCUUGGGGGCACUGGGAAGCCAGGGAUACUCUAGAGGAAAGGCUGGGAUACUGGCUAGUCAGUGAAGGCGAGGAGGAGCGAAGGCGAGGGGAGGAGGCGGUGUGGGAGGAGGAGUAGAAGACAAAAGCCGAAAGCGAGGAGGCCGCCGACCGCACACUGUGGCCGGGAGAGGGACCGUUGGUGCUGGGAGCCGCAGGCGCCCGGAGGCCGUAGCGCACGGGGCAUCUGGGUAGACAGGCAGCAUGGGGAAGGGAGGUAACCAGGGAGAGGGGAGCACCGAGCGCCAGGCUCCGAUGCCCACCUACCGCUGGGAGGAGAUUCAGAAGCACAACCUGCGCACCGACCGGUGGCUGGUCAUCGACCGCAAGGUCUACAACGUUACCAAAUGGUCCCAGCGGCACCCGGGGGGCCACCGGGUCAUCGGGCACUAUUCGGGAGAAGAUGCUACGGAUGCUUUCCGAGCCUUCCAUUUGGACCUUGAUUUCGUGGGCAAGUUCUUGAAGCCCCUGUUGAUUGGUGAGCUGGCCCCAGAGGAGCCCAGCCUGGACCGCGGCAAGAGCUCUCAGAUCACCGAGGACUUCCGGGCCCUGAAGAAGACUGCUGAGGACAUGAACCUGUUCAAAACCAACCACCUGUUCUUCUUUCUCCUCCUAUCUCACAUCAUCAUCAUGGAAAGCAUCGCCUGGUUCAUCCUCUC
Psammomys obesus (fat sand rat) is the source of this 818-nucleotide messenger RNA. RefSeq names its product acyl-CoA 6-desaturase-like. The record is from RefSeq and is a predicted model, not a curated record. Gene Ontology annotation, molecular function: oxidoreductase activity, acting on paired donors, with oxidation of a pair of donors resulting in the reduction of molecular oxygen to two molecules of water. The transcript has 3 exons. Gene Ontology annotation, cellular component: membrane. NCBI's taxonomy places the organism in Eukaryota, Metazoa, Chordata, Mammalia, Rodentia, Muridae. Gene Ontology annotation, biological process: lipid metabolic process. The annotation marks the transcript as partial.